Molecule: messenger RNA, 1857 nt
Organism: Didymella exigua CBS 183.55
Lineage: Eukaryota; Fungi; Ascomycota; Dothideomycetes; Pleosporales; Didymellaceae
Product: histone-arginine methyltransferase CARM1
Exons: 2
Coding region: 80-1612 (510 amino acids)
Biological process (GO): peptidyl-arginine methylation
Cellular component (GO): nucleus
Molecular function (GO): protein-arginine N-methyltransferase activity
Source: RefSeq, a predicted model, not a curated record
AGACUGUACUUCUGACGAAUUACUCGCAAGAUUCACCAAAGUACAGUACACAUAAAAAGAGCCGGGAAAUUCAAACAACAUGCCGCGCAACUACUCAGACUCGGAGUCGGAUUCAGGAAGCUCAGUUGGGAGCAUCGUCGAGGAGAGGAGCGAGGCUGAUGAGACAACCUUCAAAUGCUUGUUCUGCAACAAGCAGUUUGCACGCAUCUCAGAGAUGUCUUCGCACUGCACAUCAGAGCACGGCUUCGAUCUGAACGCAACAGUCAAGAGUCUCGGUUCAAAGGCUGAUGAAAUCGACAUCAUUAAGCUCGUAAACUGCCUUCGAUCAGAAGCACAGAAGGGCACAGACCCCAAGAACAUGAAAAUCACACUAGAAGAUUUGAGCGACAAGUACCUUCAACCAGUGCUCGAAGACGAUGCACUACUCUUCGAGCUCGGAGAUCUCAUGCAAGACAUCGAGACCAAGGCCGUCGACUAUGAAGAAUUCGAGGCCAAGCUCCAGAAAGAUAUGCCAGAGGACUUCUCACGGCUGCAAGUCACUAGCGACCGGGACGAGGACUACUUUGAGAGCUACAAAGGCAACAGCAUCCACCGCGAGAUGAUCGAGGACCGCGUCCGCACAGAAGGCUACCGGGACUUCAUCGAGAAGAACCUGUCCGUCUUCAAAGACAAGGUCGUCCUUGAUGUUGGCUGCGGCACAGGUAUCUUGUCGCUGUUCUGCGCCCGUGCCGGUGCAAAGAAAGUCUUCGCAGUCGACAACUCACAGAUCGCUGUUCGCGCGAAGGAGAAUGUCGAAAAGAACGGCUACGCAGAUCGCAUUCAGGUCAUCCAGGGCCGUAUCGAGGACUUCAACACGCAGCGCCAGAUUGGCAAGGACAAAGUUGACAUCAUCAUCUCCGAGUGGAUGGGCUAUGGACUGCUGUUCGAGGGCAUGCUGGACUCUGUUCUCCGCGCGCGUGACAUGUACUUGAAAGACGACGGCCUCCUGGUGCCCAGUCACUGCAACAUUCGCCUCGCGCCGAUCGCAGACAAGGAGUGGAUUGCGGACGCCACAGGCGCCAAGUUCUGGAAAGACGUGUACGGCUUUGAUUUCUCCUCCAUGAUUCCCGGCGGCCUGCUCAACCACCGCGAAAUCGGCGUCUUCGACGUGCCUCCCACCGCGCUCUGCGGGUCUGCCAACGCGCACCUCCUCGAGAUGAAGACCGCGUCCAUCGGCGACCUGAGCUUCAAGAUCCCACUGCACAUGACGCUCGACCGGGAUGUUGAGUCCCUACAAGCCAUCGCUAUAUGGUUCGAUACCAUCUUCGUGCACCCCGGCAGCGAGCAGGACAUCAAGACUAUCGACGACGUGGACUGGCAGAACAACGGCAUUCCGGGCUUGGGCUUCUCAACUGGGCCGGCGAACACACCCACGCACUGGCAUCAAGCUGUGCUGUUGCUAGACGAUGAGGUCGCGGCGAAGCAGAAGUUCAAGAAGGGCGAGGUGCUGGAGGGGACGCUGCAGUAUGCUAAGGAGAAGGGCGAUGAUCGGGGCAUCACGGUGACGGUGGAAUGGAAGGGCAAGAGUGAGAGCGAAGAGGUUGAGGGCAAGGUCAGGAGAUCGAUGGCUUAGACGACUUUCUGAUUACGAGGUGAUGAUUGUAAGGAGUCGAAAAGUUAUGUGCGGCGUCGAUGGGUCGAGACUCGGGAACACUAGCCAUGGUGAUACAAUUGAAACGUGUAGCGAGCACGAGUUGAUCAGAAGCAAUUGAAGCAUCGUACUCAUCAGUUGUCAAUGUUGAGUAUCCGCCAACGCGACGCAAAUAGCAGGAGUCGCUCGUAGGCCAGCGGUUCUUGACCGGAUCGCUAUGUAGGGCU